Messenger RNA from Schizosaccharomyces osmophilus, 1026 nucleotides. It is a transcript of the gene swi6, whose product is annotated as heterochromatin (HP1) family chromodomain protein Swi6. Gene Ontology annotation, biological process: negative regulation of transcription by RNA polymerase II; chromatin organization. Gene Ontology annotation, molecular function: chromatin binding. Lineage: Eukaryota; Fungi; Ascomycota; Schizosaccharomycetes; Schizosaccharomycetales; Schizosaccharomycetaceae. The record is from RefSeq and is a predicted model, not a curated record. The transcript has 3 exons. The coding region runs from base 1 to 1026 and encodes 341 amino acids. Gene Ontology annotation, cellular component: pericentric heterochromatin; nucleus.
AUGGUGAAAAACGUCCGUUCGUAUCGACGUUCAUCUACAACGAAACGUUCUGUGCUAGACGAAGACUCUGAACCAGAACUACCUAGCAUGAGCAAAGAAGCACUGGAAACAAAGAAUUCUGACGAGCCGGCUUCAGAAGAUGAACCAUUAAUCAAACACGAAAAGCUAGAGAAAAACGCCGGAAAAGAGAUUGUUGGUGUUGAUGCAGAAGGAAAGAAUGCCGACGAAGGAGACGACAAGAAUGAUGGUGAGGAAGAUGACGAGGCGGAAGAAGAAUAUGUUGUUGAAAAAGUGCUGAAGCACCGUCUGGCUAGGAAAGGUGGAGGUUAUGAAUAUCUAUUAAAAUGGGAAGGAUAUGACGAUCCAAGUGAUAAUACUUGGAGUACAGAAGCAGACUGUGAUGGCUGUAAAGAUCUCGUAGUAACAUAUUGGGAGGAACGCGGUGGUCGUCCAGAUGCCAGUUCCAAAAGAAAACGUCUUGGUCGAAGCCGUAAACCGGAAAGUAGAGAGACUUCCAUCAAAAGCCAAAGGAUUUCUGAGAGUGAACCUGCUAAACCCACUCUAGUUCCAGAAGAAGAGGAAGAAGAACAUGAAGAGAGACAGGAAUUUUCCUCGCCUUCGAAGACACCUAGUCCGGAGAAAUAUACCCAUCAGGAAAAAGAAUCUCCUCCCAAAAAUGGUCGCGCAGAGCCCAAAGAAAAUAUUCCAUCCGCAAAGGAACCGUCUCCCUCACCAAGGAAGGAGAAACUACCAAGCGCUAGCCCCAAGAAAGCUCAUUCAAAGGUUCCUGUUCUUCCCGAAAUGAAAGAGUUAACCGCUCAGCAAGUAGAACGGUAUGAUACGUGGGAGGAGUUGGUAGCCAGCAUAGAUACAAUUGAGCGAAAAGAUGAUGGGACACUCGAAAUUUAUUUAACUUGGAAGAACGGCGCUGUGUCUCAUUAUCCAAGCUCAAUCACGAACAAGAAAUGUCCUCAAAAAAUGCUACAGUUUUAUGAAAGCCACUUGACGUUUCGCGAAAACGAAUGA